This is a messenger RNA of Phoenix dactylifera (date palm), 953 nucleotides long. RefSeq names its product protein BUD31 homolog 2-like. NCBI's taxonomy places the organism in Eukaryota, Viridiplantae, Streptophyta, Magnoliopsida, Arecales, Arecaceae. The record is from RefSeq and is a predicted model, not a curated record. Gene Ontology annotation, cellular component: nucleus; spliceosomal complex. Gene Ontology annotation, biological process: mRNA splicing, via spliceosome.
GGACCCGAGUCCGACGCGGAAACUGAAUGCUGGGCUCGCGUUCCAGCGGAGGCACACGGGAGAGUGGUCCAUCGAGAAGCUUUCUCCCCAUCCCGCAGGGCGUCUCACUGCCUCCGACGGCGGGCUUCCGGCUAGCGACCACUGCUUUCCCACCGGCGGCCACCAGUACCAGAGAAAGGUUGGGAGCUGGUGUUGAAAAUUGCCCUUGAAGGAUGCCUAAGAUAAAGACAAGCCGUGUCAAAUAUCCUGAGGGAUGGGAGCUUAUUGAGCCCACACUUCAUGAACUAGAGGCAAAGAUGAGGGAAGCUGAAAAUGAUCCACAUGAUGGAAAGAGAAAGUGCGAAUCACUUUGGCCUAUCUUCAAAAUAGCACAUCAAAAGAGCCGUUACAUAUAUGAUCUCUACUAUCGGAGGAAGGAGAUAUCGAAGGAGCUGUAUGAGUUCUGUUUGGAUCAGGGCUAUGCAGAUCACAAUCUUAUUGCGAAAUGGAAAAAGCCAGGUUAUGAGCGCCUUUGUUGCCUUCAGUGCAUGCAGACACGAGAUCACAAUUUCACCACCACUUGUGUCUGCAGGGUCCCUAAACACUUGAGGGAAGAAAGGGUUAUAGAAUGCGUCCACUGUGGUUGCAAGGGUUGUGCUAGUGGAGAUUAAUGAUUCUGUUUGAGAUAUAUUUUACUUGGUUUAACCAUAAACCACUGCUUUGAUAUAAACCAGCCACUGAAACUUUCGGCUUGUGUCAUCUAUUGCGAAUUAACUCUUAUCUUGUAUUGCCCCAAGGAUGAUCCAUGUGAAUGUAGUGUUAAGCCCUAACAUCGUCAGCUUCUUGAUAUUAUACUAAGGGAUUGGAGGGCAUGCUCCAUUGUCAGUUGCUGAUUCCGGAAUUCAUGUUGAGCCUUGCUGCUAAAUCACAAUAUCUGAGUUAUUUAGCUAUAUUGGUGAAUUAUUUCCUAUGCA